This is a messenger RNA of Sphaeroforma arctica JP610, 1551 nucleotides long. RefSeq lists its product as hypothetical. Gene Ontology annotation, molecular function: dol-P-Man:Man(5)GlcNAc(2)-PP-Dol alpha-1,3-mannosyltransferase activity. Gene Ontology annotation, cellular component: endoplasmic reticulum. NCBI's taxonomy places the organism in Eukaryota, Ichthyosporea, Ichthyophonida. The record is from RefSeq and is a predicted model, not a curated record. The transcript is spliced from 6 exons. The coding region runs from base 1 to 1359 and encodes 452 amino acids.
AUGGGUGUACGACCAGGGCGACUAGGACGACCAAGUUUUUGCGCAGGUGAUGCCGAACGACGAAGAAAGGUGAGUGGGGCAUGCGUGAGCGCGACGAUGAAAACUUCACAUGCAGAGACACGGAGGGCCCCUCGCAAGUUGGAAGGCGCCCAGACGCAGUAUACUGCGUAUGUGGCGAUACUCAUAGUCGUGGCCGAGAUCCCUCUCAAUAUGGCUAUCAUCGAGCUGCGAAAGUAUACAGAAAUCGAUUGGGUGGCCUAUAUGCAGGAGGUUGAAGGUGUAGAGAAUGGAGAGUACGACUAUUCGAAAUUGUACGGCAAUACCGGGCCUCUAGUGUAUCCCGCUGGGUUCGUGUACAUAUUUUACGCUCUAAGACACCUAACCAACCUGGGUGAAGAUAUACGUACAGCCCAGUACAUAUUCGCUGGACUGUAUGUAGUUUUACUAUCACUCGUGCUGGCCAUAUACAUCCGUACCAAACGUGUACCUCCUGGUGUGCUUGUGAUAAUGAGCUUCGCCUCCUACCGGAUACACUCAAUAUUCGUCCUGCGCCUGUUUAAUGACCCGGUUGCGAUGUUAUUUGCCUACGGUUCCUUCCUGUUGUUCUUGUACGACUACUGGGACUUGGGUUGCUUUGUUUACAGCCUGGCAGUGUCCAUUAAAAUGAAUGUGCUUCUAUUUGCUCCGGGCCUCCUCGUGUUACUAUGGCGACGUUUUGGCUUCCGAGACACCAUUCCGAAGCUUCUAGUCUUCUGUGCUCUGCCUCAGGUGAUUUUGGCGCUGCCUUUCCUGCUGACCUAUCCCAAGGAGUAUAUGCUAGGAGCCUUCAAUCUGGGUCGAGUCUUCGCCUACGAGUGGACAGUCAACUGGCGCUUUCUCGCCGAGGAGACCUUCCUGGACAAACGCUUGCAUCUCGUCCUAUUGGCUCUCCAUAUCUUAUCUUUAACGGUGCUACUGCUGGUGGUAUGGACCCGCCCCCACGGCGGUCUCUGGACUGUCUUGACCGCAACUCCCAGUCCUGCUAACCGACCAUCUUCCCAUGAAAUUCUCUUCCUUCUAUUCUCAAGUAACUACGCCGGCAUGUGCUUCAGCCGAUCGCUGCACUACCAGUUCUAUGUCUGGUACUAUCACACUAUACCCUACCUACUGUGGUCUUCGACUGUGCCGCUUCCUGUGCGGUUCCUGGUACUCAUCGGCUUUGAGUGGGCCUGGAACACCUAUCCAUCGACCUCAAUUAGUUCCGGGAUUCUUCUGUGCACGCAUUUGGUUCUGUUAGCGGGAUUAAUAACAGCGUCAAUUGUGCCGAAAGAUAGCUCAGAUUCAUCGCGGAAGGCCCUGGUCAAUAAAAAGGCACAAUAGAUAGCUUCCUACUGAUAAUACGGAGCAUGCUUUGGUGCCGUAUACAAAUAUAGUAAAAUUACGGUUUGUCAGGAUUUUUCUAAUCGUUUCAUCGCUACCGCCGCGUUGUCGGGUGUGCUCAUUUGGUCAUGAGCGGUAAUGUUCGAGCGUAAGCGCAAUGCGAGACGAACACGAAUUAAAGUCGCUCACUCG